Messenger RNA from Lates calcarifer (barramundi perch), 1355 nucleotides. It is a transcript of the gene med30, whose product is annotated as mediator complex subunit 30. Bases 207 to 761 code for a protein of 184 amino acids. The record is from RefSeq and is a predicted model, not a curated record. The transcript has 5 exons. Gene Ontology annotation, molecular function: transcription coregulator activity. Gene Ontology annotation, cellular component: mediator complex. Gene Ontology annotation, biological process: positive regulation of DNA-templated transcription. Lineage: Eukaryota; Metazoa; Chordata; Actinopteri; Centropomidae.
UUAGUACUUACCACCGUUAGUAGGACCAACUCUCGCGAUAGUUGCAGCAGUUGAGAUCCUAGGAGCAGAACAGGGGACUUGACAUGUCAACAAAACAUUAAUUACCACUACACAGGCAUGUAAGGGUGUGCUGGUGUGGAAUAGCCUGACAGGUAACUUCACCUGGACAUAGACCUGCUCCUCCAUCGUUUUUGCCUUUUGUCUCCAUGACAACCCCUCCACUAGUGUCGCCUUUUGGCGGGCAGCCGCCUCCUCAGCAGCAGCAGCAGCAACAACAGCAGCAGCCCCAGGCAGCGCGUGAUGUGAACACGGCCACGUUGUGUCGCAUUGGCCAAGAGACGGUCCAAGACAUUGUCCUCAGGACCAUGGAGAUCUUCCAGCUGCUCAGGAACAUGCAGCUGCCAAAUGGAGUCACAUACCACCCCAACACCCACCAGGACCGGCUGGGGAAACUCCAGGAGCACCUGCGCAUGCUCUCGGUGCUUUUCCGCAAGCUGCGCCUCGUCUAUGACAAAUGCAACGAAAACUGCGCCGGGCUGGACCCCAUCCCCCCAGAGCAACUGAUACCCUUUGUGGAAGAUGACAGCUCCAAACACGAGGACCGCUCAGCUGGCCAGAGCCGCCCUGCCACCGAGGAGAGGAGAGAGAUUCUGGAGGUCAACAAGAAGCUGAAGCAGAAGAACCAGCAGCUGAAGCAGAUCAUGGACCAACUCCGCAACCUCAUCUGGGAAAUCAACUCCAUGCUGGCUGUCAGGAGCUGAGCCACACGCACACAUACACAUGCAGUCAUGCGUAUAAAACACACACAAACACAUGCGCACAGUCACUACAAAUAACAAACAGGAAGAUUCGGACGUUAACUGGACGUGUGACAGGGUAGCAGAGGCUGGCUAAGGCUGCACUUUACAGAAGAAAUUGGGACUUUGGGCAAUAUCAGCCCGUUUGGUGAAGAAAAAGACACAAAACAAUAGAAGAAAAACAAGAGGAGACAAAUGAAGUCAAAAGGGUUUGAGUCGACAGAGAGGUGAGACAACACCCCACAACGGACAGGGAGAGGCGAGGAGGAGGGUGCUGGUGACAUUAUUGUGGGCGACGGCAGAAGAUUUUCUGCCUACCUCGAUGCUCUACACUUCAAUCAGCAUUAUGACUCUGAAUUAAUCUGAAGAGUUGAUAUAUUAUGUUUUAUCUAUUUGUGGGUACUAGCUCAAUAGAGACACAUUGAUAUAUUGUAUUUAAUCCUCAUAUUCUGUACGUCUGUUACAUUUCAUUGUAUUCGAAUUGUCUGAAGUCCUGAAUUUAAAAAAAAGUUUUUAUAUGGCAUCUGAGAACUUAAUAAGACACACACUGUGGCAGAA